Toxotes jaculatrix (banded archerfish) is the source of this 2265-nucleotide messenger RNA. RefSeq names its product mucin-5AC-like. The transcript is spliced from 2 exons. The record is from RefSeq and is a predicted model, not a curated record. Lineage: Eukaryota; Metazoa; Chordata; Actinopteri; Toxotidae. Bases 1 to 2265 code for a protein of 754 amino acids.
AUGGCCACCACCAUCUCCGCUGGUCCUACCACAACGACCACCACCAUUGCUCCUGCCACAACGGCCACCACCACCUCCGCUGCUCCUACCACAACGACCACCACCAUUGCUCCUGCCACAACGGCCACCACCACCUCUGCUGCUCCUACCACGACAACGAUCACCACCACCGCCGGUCCUGCUACGACACCUACAACCAUUGCUGCUGCUCCUGCCACGACCACCUCCGCUGCUCCUGCCACGACCACCUCCGCUGCUCCUGCUACGACAGCCACCACUACCAGCGCUGCUCCUGUCACGACGACCACCACCGCUGCUGUUCCUGCAACAACAACCACAACUACCUCCGCUGCUCCUGCCACUACAGCCACCACCACCUCCGCUGCUCCUACCACAACGACGACCACCACCACCACUGUUCCUGCCACAACGGCCACCACCACCUCCACUGCUCCUGCCACGACGACCACCACCACCACUGCUGCUCCUGCAACAACGGCCACCACCAUCUCCGCUGCUCCUACCACAACAACGACCACCAUUGCUCCUGCCACAACAGCCACCACCACCUCUGCUGCUCCUACCACGACAACGACCACCACCACCGCUGGUCCUGCCACGACAACUACAACCAUCUCUGCUGCUUCUGCCACAACAGCGACUACCACCAUUGCAGCUCUUGCCACAACAUCGACUACCACCACAUCUUUGACACUGGCAACCACUACCACUGCAGCUCCUGUCACGACAUUGGCUACCACCACCACUGCUUCGACGCCGGCCACUACUACUAGUGCCGCUUUUACCACAACAUCGCCAACCACCACUACCAUUCCUGCCACAACAACCACAAGUACCUCCGCUGCUCCUGCAACCACCUCCUCUGAGCCUACUUCCACCACCACUGCUCCUGCCAUGACUUCAGCUACCACUACCACUGCUACAACGCCGGCCACCACCCCCACUGCAGCUCCUGUCACGACAUCACCUACUACCACCACAACCACUACUGCCUUGACGUCCGCUACAUCCACCACUGCUACGACGUUGGUCACCACUACUACUGCUGCUCCUACCGCAACAUCACCUACCGCUACCACCAUCCCUGCCACAACAACUGCACGUACCUCCGCUGCUCCUGCAACCACCACCUCUGAGCCUACUACCACCACUGCUGCUCCUGCCACAACAGCAACAAGUAUCUCUGAGCCUACUACCACCACCACUCUUGCCAUGACAUCAGCUACCACCACCGCUGCUACAACGCCGGCCACCACCACCACUGCAGCUCCUGCCACGACAUCAGCUACCACCACCGCUGCUACAACGCCGGCCACCACCACCUCUGCAGCUCCUGCCAUGACAUCGGCUACCACCACCACUGCUUCGACACUGGCCACCACUACUAGUGCCACUCCUAUCACAACAUCGCCAACCACCACUACCAUUCCUGCCACAACAACCACAAGUACCUCCGCUGCUCCUGCAACGACAUCAGCUACAACCACCACUACUUUGACGCCGGCCACCACUACCACUGCAGCUCCUGCCACGACAUCGCCUACUACCACCACCACCACUCCUGCCUUGACGUCAGCUCCAUCCACCACUGCUACGACGUUGGUCACCACUACUACUGCUGCUCCUACCGCAACAUCGCCUACCGCUACCACCAUCCCUGCCACAACAACUGCACGUACCUCCGCUGCUCCUGCAGCCACCACCUCUGAGCCUACUACCACCACUGCUGCUCCUGCCACAACAGCCACAAGUAUCUCUGAGCCUAUUACCACCACCACUCUUGCCAUGACAUCAGCUACCACCACCGCUGCUACAACGCCGGCCACCACCACCACCACUGCAGCUCCUGCCACGACAUCAGCUACCACCACUGCUGCUACAACGCCGGCCACCACCACCUCUGCAGCUCCUGCCAUGACAUCGUGCCACUCCUAUCACAACAUCGCCAACCACCACUACCAUUCCUGCCACAACAACCACAAGUACCUCCGCUGCUCCUGCAACGACAUCGGCUACAACCACCACUGCUUUGACGCCGGCCACCACUACCACUGCAGCUCCUGCCACGACAUCGCCUACUACCACCACCACCAGUCCUGCCUUGACUUCAGCUCCAUCCACCACUGCUAUGACGUUGGUAACCACCACUACUGCUUCUCUUACCACUACUUUGCCUACCACCACCUCCAUCCCUGCCACAACAACAGCAAGUAUCUCCGCUGCUCCUGCAACCACCACCUCUGA